Balearica regulorum gibbericeps (East African grey crowned-crane) is the source of this 4687-nucleotide messenger RNA. The record is from RefSeq and is a predicted model, not a curated record. NCBI's taxonomy places the organism in Eukaryota, Metazoa, Chordata, Aves, Gruiformes, Gruidae.
GUUUUGAACUACAGUUCCGAUUGGGCCCAACUCUUCAAGGCAAGCCUGUUACUGUAUACACAAAUUAUCCAGCUUCUGGAGAAAUAUUUGAUCGCCACAAGUUCAGGACACUAUCGUGGCAUAAUCCCACAGGAAAAGAAGAUGACUCUGACAAGUACUGCAAGCUGGAUCUCCAAAUUUCUGGGUCAUACCAGUACUAUUUCAGUCUUGGAAAUGAAAAAAGUGGUGGAGGUUACAUAGUUGUGGAUCCUAUUUUGCAUGUUGGAGCCGAUAAUCAUGUGUUACCAUUGGAUUGUGUUACACUCCAGACGUUCCUCGCUAAGUGUCUGGGACCAUUUCAUGAAUGGGAAGAUAGGCUUAAAGUUGCAAAAGAAACAGGUUACAACAUGAUUCAUUUUACACCACUGCAGAAGCUUGGACUGUCUAGAUCAUGUUAUUCACUGGCUGAUCAGUUAGAAGUAAAUCCUGAAUUUUCAAGCCAUAAUAAAAAGUGCACUUGGAGCGAUAUAGGAGCUCUUGUGGAAAAAUUGAAAAAUGAAUGGAAUAUGCUUUGCAUCACAGAUGUAGUCUACAAUCAUACUGCUACUAACAGUGAAUGGCUCAGGAUGCAUCCAGAAUGUGGCUAUAACCUUGUAAAUUCUCCUCACCUGAAGCCAGCUUGGGUCUUGGAUAGAGCUCUGUGGCACUUGACCUGUAUGGUGGCUGAUGGAAAGUGUAAUGCUAAAGGGGUUCCUCCCUUGAUUGAAAAUGAUCAUCACCUGAAUUGUAUCCGUAAAAUAAUUUGGGAAGAUAUAUAUCCAAAAAUUAAACUAUGGGAAUUUUUCCAAGUGGAUGUUAACAAAGCUGUGCAGCAAUUUAAAACCCUUCUAUCUCAAGGCAAAAUGAGCACUAAAUCUGAUCCAAAUCAACAUCUUCAAAUAGUUCAGGACCCUGAUUAUAGAAGAUUUGGGUGUACUGUAGAUAUGAAUAUCGCAUUGGCAACAUUCAUACCACACAGCAAUGGACCAGCUGCAAUAGAAGAAUGUUGUAACUGGUUUCGCAAGAGGAUUGAGGAACUGAAUGCUGAACAAUACAGACAAAUUAAUCACCAUCAAGAGCAGGCUGUCAAUUGUCUUGUGGGGACUGUGGUUUAUGAACGACUGGCUGGCGAUGGUCCUAAGCUGGGUCCUAUCAGUAGAAAAUAUCCUUUAGUUACCAGGUAUUUUACUUAUCCAUUCAAAGAGCUGACUGUGGAAGAAGAAGAAACAAUGAUACAUCAGCCAGAUAAAGCUUGUUAUUUCAUGGCUCAUAAUGGCUGGGUUAUGGGAGAUGAUCCUCUCAGAAACUUUGCAGAACCAGGUUCAAAUGUUUACUUGAGAAGAGAGCUUAUUUGUUGGGGAGACAGUGUGAAACUGCGUUAUGGUAAUAAACCUGAAGACUGCCCAUAUCUCUGGGCACAUAUGAAAAAAUACACUGAAAUCACUGCCAAGUAUUUCCAUGGUGUUCGUCUUGACAACUGUCACUCAACACCUAUUCAUGUAGCUGAGGAGAUGCUAGCAACAGCCAGAUCAGUCAGACCUAAUCUUUAUGUGAUAGCUGAACUCUUCACGGGCAGUGAGUACAUUGACAAUGUUUUUGUCAACCGCCUGGGAAUUACCAGCCUGAUUAGAGAGGCAAUGACUGCUUAUAAUAGCCAUGAAGAGGGAAGGUUAGUUUAUCGUUUUGGAGGUGAACCUGUUGGCUCUUUUGUUCAGCCACGUUUGAGGCCUUUGAUGCCAGCUAUUGCUCAUGCACUGUUUAUGGAUAUUACGCAUGAUAAUGAGUGUCCAAUUCAGCACCGAUCUGCAUAUGAUGCUCUUCCUAGUGCAAUGAUUGUUUCCAUGGCAUGCUGUGCUACAGGAAGCACCAAAGGCUAUGAUGAACUAAUACCACACCAGAUCUCUGUAGUAUCUGAAGAGAGGUUUUAUGCAAAGUGGAAUCCAGCAGCACACCUGACUUCUGGUGAAGUUAAUUUCCAAACAGGAAUUCUAGCAGGAAGGCUGGCCAUAAACAGGCUGCAUCAGGAGCUGGGGGCUAAAGGCUUUAAUCAGGUGUAUGUAGAUCAAGUUGAUGAAGAUAUAGUGGCAGUGACGAGGCAUUGCCCUAACACACACCAGUCUGUUGUGGCUGUAAGUCGAACUGCCUUCAGGGAUCCGAAAACUUCCUUCUACAGUAAAGAAGUACCUGAAAUGUGUAUCCCAGGAAAAAUAGAAGAAGUAGUACUUGAGGCUAGGACUAUUGAGAGAAACGUUAGUCCUUACAAAAAAGAUGAACAUUUUAUAAAUGGAUUGCCUAAUUUCACAAUGGAGCUCAGAGAGCAUAUCCAGAUUAAAGAGAGUAAAAUUAUAAAGCAAGCUGGAACUGCCAUAAAAGGGCCAAAUGAAUUUGUUCAAGAAAUAGAAUUUGAAAAAUUAACACCAGGAAGUGUGAUAGUAUUCAGAGUUAGUCUUGACCCAAAGGCACAAGAGGCUGUUGGUGUACUCCGCAAUCAUUUGGUCCAGUUCAGCCCUCAUUUUAAAUCUGGAAGUCUUCCUGAUGAUCAUUCAGCACCUAUAUUAAAAACAUUAUUUUCUUCUAUUGCAUCGAAGCUAACUUUGUCUGACCUAAAUCAAGUACUGUAUAGGUGUGAGGCAGAAGAACAAGAAGAUGGUGGAGGUUGUUACAAUAUACCAAACUGGUCACCACUGAAGUAUGCAGGCCUCCAAGGGUUAAUGUCAGUGAUGGCAGACAUUAGACCAAAGAAUGAUUUGGGUCAUCCAUUUUGUGAUAAUUUAAGAUCUGGAGACUGGAUGAUUGAUUAUGUCAGUAAUCGUCUGAUUUCACGUGCAGGAGCCUGUGCAGAAGUUGGUAAAUGGUUGAAGGCCAUGUUUGUCUACCUAAAGAGAAUUCCACGUUACCUCAUCCCAUGCUACUUUGAUGCCAUAUUAGUGGGUGCAUACACAACGCUUCUGGAUGUGGGAUGGCAUCAGAUGUCUAGCUUUGUGCAGAAUGGAUCAACAUUUGUUAAGCAUCUUUCCUUGGGUUCAGUCCAGAUGUGUGGGAUAGGAAAAUACUCUUGUCUGCCAGAUCUGUCUCCUUCCUUACAUGAUGUUCCCUAUAGGCUGAAUGAGAUUACAAAUGAGAAAGAACAGUGUUGUGUUUCCUUGGCAGCUGGUUUACCUCACUUCUCUUCUGGAAUUUUUCGCUCUUGGGGAAGGGAUACCUUUAUUGCACUCAGGGGUCUCAUGUUAGUUACUGGGCGCUAUCUAGAAGCAAGAAACAUCAUUUUAGCAUUUGGUGGGACUUUAAGACAUGGUCUCAUUCCCAAUCUGCUUGGUCAGGGGACACAUGCCAGAUACAACUGUCGUGAUGCUAUAUGGUGGUGGCUUCAGUGUAUCCAGGACUACUGUAAAAUUGUUCCAAAUGGAUUAGACAUUCUCAGGUGUCCUGUUUCUAGGAUGUACCCAAGAGAUGACUCUUCUCCUCAGCCUGCAGGCGCUUUGGAUCAGCCACUUUAUGAAGUAAUACAGGAAGCAAUGCAACGACACGUGGAAGGCAUAAAUUUCCGAGAAAGGAAUGCUGGCCCACAGAUAGAUCAAAACAUGAGAGAUGAAGGUUUUAAUGUAACUGCAGGUGUCGACCCAGAAACUGGCUUUGUCUUUGGAGGGAACCGUUUCAAUUGUGGCACUUGGAUGGAUAAAAUGGGAGAGAGUGACAGAGCUCGCAACAGAGGAAUUCCAGCUACUCCAAGAGAUGGCUCUGCUGUGGAAAUUGUUGGCCUGUGCAAGUCGGCUGUUCGCUGGUUGCUGGAUUUAUCCAGAAAAAAUGUGUUUCCAUUUCGUGGAGUCACUGUAAAAAGACAUGGAAAGGAGGAGACUGUCACAUAUGAUGAGUGGAACAGAAAAAUUCAAGGACACUUUGAAAGGCUGUUCUUUGUCUCUGAGAAUCCAGCAGAUCCUAAUGAGAAACAUCCAAAUCUCGUUCACAAACGUGGAAUCUAUAAGGAUAGCUAUGGAGCUUCAAGUCCAUGGUGUGAUUACCAACUCAGGCCAAAUUUUACAAUAGCAAUGGUUGUGGCCCCUGAGUUGUUCACACCUGAGAGAGCUUGGAAAGCUCUGCAAAUAGCAGAGGAAAAACUGCUUGGUCCAUUAGGCAUGAAAACUUUAGACCCAGAUGAUAUGGUUUACUGUGGAGUAUAUGAUAAUGCUCUUGACAAUGACAACUAUAAUGUAGCCAGAGGUUUUAAUUAUCACCAAGGACCAGAAUGGCUGUGGCCAAUUGGAUAUUUUCUUCGUGCCAAGUUGUACUUCUCAAAGUUGAUUGGUCCAGAGAUAUAUGCAAAAACUGUAGUUAUGAUUAAGAAUGUUCUUUCUCGCCACUAUGUUCACCUUGAAAGAUCAUCCUGGAAAGGGCUUCCAGAACUGACCAAUGAAAAUGGACAGUAUUGCCCUUUUAGCUGUGAAACUCAGGCCUGGUCGAUUGGUGUUAUCCUUGAAAUACUUUAUGACUUGUAAAAGUUUUACUUUGAUUGAUUUGCUGAGACUUCUGUGGUCUUAUUAUUGGGCAUAGAUGAACACUUAUAUACUGCAAGGGAAAUGUCCUGUUCUGCACAAUCACUUAAGCUGUGUCCUGACUUUCAAAGAUGCUGAAUGCCAGGCAGCCUCUAUGCCCUGUAACUGUGUGGGGCUUG